This is a messenger RNA of Protopterus annectens (West African lungfish), 1465 nucleotides long. It is a transcript of the gene SLC35F4, whose product is annotated as solute carrier family 35 member F4. Gene Ontology annotation, cellular component: membrane. The record is from RefSeq and is a predicted model, not a curated record. Bases 48 to 1295 code for a protein of 415 amino acids. The transcript has 7 exons. NCBI's taxonomy places the organism in Eukaryota, Metazoa, Chordata, Ceratodontiformes, Protopteridae.
GUAAAAUAGGUAUAAAAAUACAGCAAUUCGGAAGGGAAUCAUUCCAGAUGAUGAGGAAGCAUUCUGCUAGGGUAGCACCUUUAACGUCGUAUAAUCUCUCUCCGCUGACUUCAGCAACAAUAGAAGGAGAUGAAAGUACAGAGAACCACCCUGAAAACUUAAAUCAUGAAAAUAAUGUCCAAACCCGAUGUCAGUCGUGUACGUCAGCAUUUCUAAAGCUCAUCUGGGGAUUUCUGAUUAUUUUGUCAGUGUCAUCCUCAUGGGUUGGAACUACACAAAUUGUGAAAAUUACAUAUAAGAACUUUCAUUGUCCAUUUUUCAUGACUUGGUUCUCAACAAAUUGGAAUAUUAUGUUUUUCCCUGUUUAUUAUACUGGGCACCUGGCAACUGCAGAUGAAAAGCAGUCACCUAUUAAAAAAUUAAGGGAAUGUAGUCGUAUUUUUGGAGAAGAUGGACUUACACUGAAACUUUUUCUAAAAAGAACUGCUCCAUUUUCUAUCUUAUGGACAUUGACAAAUUAUUUAUAUUUAUUGGCUUUAAGAAGGCUAACAGCCACAGAUGUAUCAGCUCUAUUCUGUUGUAACAAAGCAUUUGUCUUCUUACUUUCCUGGAUUGUUCUAAAAGACAAGUUCAUGGGAGUAAGGAUAGUAGCUGCAAUAAUGGCAAUCACAGGAAUUGUAAUGAUGGCAUAUGCAGAUGGUUUCCACGGAGAUUCAAUUAUUGGUGUAGCACUUGCUGUGGGAUCAGCGUCUACAUCUGCAAUGUAUAAGGUCUUGUUUAAGAUGUUUCUAGGAAGUGCAAAUUUUGGCGAAGCUGCACAUUUUUUUUCUACACUGGGCUUUUUCAAUUUAAUUUUUAUUUCCAGUGCACCAAUCAUACUUUAUUUCACCAAAGUGGAACACUGGUCAUCAUUUACUGCACUCCCGUGGGGCUACCUCUGUGGAAUGGCCGGUCUUUGGUUAGCUUUUAAUAUCCUGGUCCAUGUAGGAGUUGUGCUUACGUAUCCAAUUCUGAUUUCUAUUGGGACUGUACUCAGUGUUCCUGGAAAUGCAGCUGUUGAUCUUUUAAAACAUGAGGUUAUAUUCAGCGUUGUGAGACUCGCUGCAACAUCUGUUAUAUGCAUUGGAUUUCUACUCAUGCUUCUUCCAGAGGAGUGGGAUGAAAUAACGUUGAGGUUCAUCAACAGAUUAAAAGAAAAGAAAAGUGAUGAGCAUACAGAUGAUGUCACUGAGUCCAGCGUUCACACACGAAGCAGAAGCAGAGCAAAUGGAACAGUAUCGAUACCUUUAGCUUGAAAUCAGCCUGUUUAUAAAUGCACGUGAAUGUAUAUUCUGUGAAUAUAAUUUACUUUUCUGAUACUAUGCCAUAAUGAAAGUAUUACAGUUGGGAUAGUCCAAAAUAGAAAUAUAUUAAACUAGAAACUUAUUAUUUCCACUUUCUAAACUUGUACGAGAAUGGUGUAAAC